UUGAGACGGAAAAGGAGUUCUUCACGGGAGGAGGCGAAAGAGAGAGUAGUAGUGAAGAUGGCGAGAGGCUCCCGGUGUUUGAGGAGAGCGGUAGCGGAGUGUAUCAGGCAUUUGCCGUCCACAGCCAGUCGAGAAACACCGGGCAGGAAUGGAGUGAGAUAUCUGUCUUCAUGUGGGAUUCUGAUGACCAGGGCGCCGCUCCUCUUCAGGGGUCUAUCUGGCCGUGCUGCCGUGACUCCAGCCAGGAGCUUCUUUAACUUCUCCGAGUCCUUCAACAAGCGGAAAGAGUACUCCGAAAGACGUAUCAUUGGGUACUCCAUGCAGGAGAUGUAUGAGGUUGUGGCCAAAGUAGAAGACUACCUGCUGUUCGUGCCCUGGUGCAAGCGCUCCGAUGUUAUAUUCCGGCGCUCUGGAUUUUGUAAGGCCAAGCUGUCCGUGGGCUUCCCUCCUGUUGUAGAAAAUUACAACUCCCUUGUUACUACAGUUCGCCCUCAUUUGGUCAAGGCGUCUUGUUCUGAUGGGAAACUCUUCAAUCACCUGGAGACGGUGUGGCGCUUCAGCCCUGGGCUUCCCGGUUACCCCCGUACCUGCACCCUUGAUUUCGCUAUUUCCUUUGAGUUCCGCUCUCUCCUGCAUUCUCAGUUGGCCACCGUCUUCUUUGACGAGGUGGUAAAGCAGAUGGUGACGGCCUUCGAGCGGCGGGCAUGCAAACUCUAUGGCCCCGAGACACAGAUCCCACGUGAACUCAUGUUUCAUGAAAUCCACCACACAUAGUUCAUUCCACACGUUCAGACUGAUGGGGGGAGGGGAUAGUAAGGGAAUUCAGGGAAAUAGAAGUUUUAUUGAAAGUGUUAAUAAGAGAGUAUUAUAAGGACAGCGGAGAGAGCGGGAACUCUGUGCCUGAAUACCGUCAGUGCCUGGUCCAAUCAAAACUGUCGGUUUUAAUUUUUUAUGCUAGAAACAUGUGGCUGGAUCUUUUUUGGGGGACCCCCACUACCUCCAUGUUAACCUUUUAGAACCGCUAGGAGUAUAGAAUGGCACCUGGAGCCACGUUUUUAACGAAGACCUUAAGACAGCUACCAAACACCAUUACGGCACAAUAUACACAGGUCAUGGAUUGCUUUGAAAGGACGGCGAUUGAGACAAUUUAAAGUGCAUUAUGACUUCAGCGUCAUGUAAACUGGUAAAUGAUUUAUUUAUUAAAACGCUUGUAGAUAAUCCUUUAUGAUUUCAAGAAAAGGGAAGAGAAUAGUUUGAGUGCAUGCGUGCGUCACAGGCAGAAAACUGUUGAGCCAAACUCGCACAAGGAGCUAACAGGGUAUCAAGGCUGCGCGAAUGACUCCGCUCUGUUGUAUUCCUGCAUAGCUCCACAAUAAAAGCUUUUAUGGGCUGAAAAAAGAGAACCUGCCUCUCUCAUAAUACUGCCUUAUAAAACUUUACAUAUGGUGGGCAAACAAUCGCUAUAAAAAUUUGUACAGAUUAAUUUGCCGGCAGCGCUGCAAUGCACUCCUCAUUGAUGGGAGCGUGCAAAGUGACAUGUAAGUGACAGAUCAUGUCCAGAUCAAAGACUGCUUAAAUCAUCUAGAGGUGUGAAAUAUGUUUGGAUUUUGCUAAUAUUGCCAAUCUACGAUAUCCACUGUUUCUUAAAGGGCCCAAUGUCUGGGAAUCUCUCCUAGAGCUCUCAUCUGAUUGUAGUGAGGUAUCCGUCAGAACAGACCUUUAAAGAUUCCAAUCCACACCCUGUGUGCUUCCUUUGCUUACUGCUUUUGUACCGACAGCCACAUAUUAUUUAUCAUUAUCUUAAAAACAUGUAUGCAUAGUCAUCCUGUAUUUAUUUUGGUUAUGGGUAAACCACGUGUACAUAUCUGAUGUAAAAUCACAGACUAAACUAUAGUGCACAAUUCAGCUUUUAAGAAAUAAUCUUUUUCUUUUGGGGAUUUUUUUGUUUGUUUAUUUUAAUUGAGGUGUGUAAUGAGUGUGUUGAGGGUGAAUAUAUAUAUAUAUAUAUAUAUAUAUAUAUAUAUAUAUAAAUCCUGUCUGCAUGGUUUAUAAAGUAUUUUUAUAUGUAAAACCAA
Messenger RNA from Triplophysa dalaica, 2075 nucleotides. It is a transcript of the gene coq10b, whose product is annotated as coenzyme Q10B. Gene Ontology annotation, molecular function: ubiquinone binding. Lineage: Eukaryota; Metazoa; Chordata; Actinopteri; Cypriniformes; Nemacheilidae. The transcript has 5 exons. The record is from RefSeq and is a predicted model, not a curated record. Gene Ontology annotation, cellular component: mitochondrion. Gene Ontology annotation, biological process: cellular respiration; ubiquinone biosynthetic process. Bases 58 to 774 code for a protein of 238 amino acids.